Molecule: messenger RNA, 5113 nt
Organism: Pocillopora meandrina
Lineage: Eukaryota; Metazoa; Cnidaria; Anthozoa; Scleractinia; Pocilloporidae
Source: the annotation of a GenBank genome assembly
AUGGCUUGUGUUCUCAUACCGUUCCGACGGGAAAAAGCAAGAGCUGAUAAUUUUUUGAUCACAGCAUCUGUUUCGUUACUGAAUGUUGAAUUACGCAAGAAAAGGUGGUAAGGGACACGAUAAAGUAUUUUCUUUCUCUCUUUUCUCUUAGGAGUUUAGUCUUCGAAGCUGCUUGUCUCACUAGAGUCAGACUUUUUUUCACUUUUCUGCUGAGAAAAUGAUCCAAAUUUAGACUCUGACGAAGCAUACAAUUUCGAAAACAAUGUAAAUUUCACUAUGAUUAAUUGAAUUGAGGAAAAAAUUUGCGUUUUUAGAAUUUGGCUGAGUUUUAUUUCACUGUUGAAUACCGCGUGAGACUUAAGCAACAGAAACAAAGGGUCUUUCCCCAAACAGAAUAUUGUUUGCCCUUUGAAGUUGCAAGACUCGGUGAAAAACAAAUACUAAGCUAAUUCGUGUUUUUCACGGCAGUGCUGUGAGAGAAAGUUCUUGAUAACGGUUAAUUAUUGACAACGAGGGGGAGGGAGGGGUUAGUUUUACUAGUUACCAGUCUUGGCAUAAAGACAUCAUGGCGGCUGCCUUGAAGAUACGAUGUACUUCUUUGCCUUUUGUCGUAUUCCAAAGUAACAAAAGAUGUAAGUGCAUCUCAGCCCUUGAAUCGUAAAAUGUCAAUCGCUUAUACAAGGAUAGAAUCUGCACUGAACAGAAAUAUGGCUAACUAUGGCAACUUUUUUUCACGUUAUGCUGACAUUCUUGUUUUGUUCCUUAAUUAGGUAUCCCCACAAGCUUGCAGUUUUUUGGAAAAAAAGGAAAGCGAAAUACAGUACAAAGGUAGUCAAAUUAGACUUUGGAUCUCUUAUCUUUCUCUAUUAGCUCAUUAAAAGUUAUUGAUUUCUUAAUCGUCAGUUUGAGUCGAAUAAAUAUUUCUUCCAAUUACUUUUUCUCUCAGCCGGUAGCGUGGUUUGGAGGUGUUGAAAAUGGUUAUCGUGGUGGUCAUUUUUGGCCUGAGCCUGAUCUAGUAGAUAGUAAACUUACUCUCCUCAAGGUAAGUUUCAAAUAAAGGCAACACGAGGUAGAAAUUUGGGGGCAAAUUGCCGUAAAGUGCCACAGCAUUCGGAAACGAAAUUGUGGUCCGAAAGACUUGCUUUCGUCAUUGUUUUCUUUAUCCAAGAGCUCUAUGCAUAAUGAACUAUGGGGAAGUGCACAAAUCUUGGCCAACUCUUUGAAACCAUCGUUUUCGUAAACACGUUAUACCUACUUACUGAAGCCUUCCUUGCUUUUUUCUUAGGCUUGCUCCUUCCUCCGAUUCAAUUUGCGUUAAGUUUUAAGAAAUUUUGAAAUAAAAACAGUCCAUCUUUCGUUAUGAAGAAUUUUUUAAGCCACCAGGUUUUUAAUAUCGCUUAACUUCUUGCGUUGGAUUACUAUGUAAUAUUAUGCUAAUUUAUUAAUGUUAAAUCUAUUAUAACCUUCAUUGUAAAAGUUCAAAGUACAACAGCUGAAGAGAAAAAAAUAUUAUGAAAUGCUAUUGAAUCUUUGAAACGUUUGAGGACAGAUGAUUAAAUUUAUAUUGCCAAAACCAUGAAAUGAACUUUAUUUCACAUUAUUCACUCCCUGGAGGUUAAAAGACACUACACUGGCAAAAUUAAUAGGGACCUUAACCAGUCAGGAGAGUGAUAUGCCAAGGAAGACAAAUUGAUUAAAAAAUAAAUCUAUAUUUUUGUUUGGAAUUUCUUGAAUGGCCGCAUGAAUGUUUGUACUGUCUCUAACAGUGCCGCAUCUCAACCUCUGCAUAAUGUGUGUGAUUCACAUUGAGUUCCAUAUUGAAACUGAAAUAAUUUUCUGUCAGUGUUCCUGUACACAGACCACGCCAAAUUUGGUUACUUCACGUUGAUGUUUGCCAAGGACAGCUUCAACAUACAAAAAGUUCUAAACGCUAGUGCUUAGCGAUUGUUCUGCUCAUUUGGUCUUUUGUUUUGUCACAUCUUUGUUUCCAUCAUUCUCAUGGUUUGUUCAAGGUCCCUAAUAUUGUUGUUAUCAAGUUUGUUUCUUUGUUUUAAAACAAUAUUUAUUUGUAUUUGUAGAACCCAGAAGAUGAAAUGACAGAGUAUCAAGAAAAGCAGUGGAAUAUUUACAUCUGUAAUGUAAGCUUUUCCCUUUUCAAUUUUACAUGAGUAUGUAGUCGCUCUUUGCCUUUGAUACUAUUUUCACUCCAGGCAGUUUGGAGUAAAUCUGAACACUUUUCAUCUUCCUCUUGCUUCUUUGAAAUCAUUAGGUGUCCCCCAGUGGUUGUCACCAGCUUCUGGCCACUGGCUGUAUUGAUAUCAGCAAUUACAUUACAGAGAUGCCUGGAAAAGUGGAAGUUACUGUCACUCUUAAGCCAGCAAUCAAGAAAGUUGUUUCUGGUAAAAUUGAGUUUGAAUUAUCAUGGAUUAUCCAGGAAGAUGGCAGAGUCAUUCAGUGAGUAUUCUUCAGUAAUUUCCAUAGCUAGUUAUUGUAAUGAUCAUCUAGCCUAUGUUUGGCAUUUAUAAAUCAGUUACUAUCAUAAUGCUAUUUUAGAUCCAUGAACUUAAUCAAUAAUCUUUCAAAGUGAGAUAUUAUCAUUUUUGCUGCAUAAUCACAAGGGUCAACUAAAAUCUAAAGUUUACUUGCUCAAUGGUUUUUAUUCAUGCAAUUAUUAUUUGUUUUGUCUAAAAGUAAUUGUAUUGUGAAAUUCCAUUAACUCUUUUGCAUUACCUUUACAGUCCCACAGAUGAAGAGAUAUGGGAAGAGAUAAUGCAGGAGGUCAGAGAGGAACAAGCAAGAAGAAAAGCUGAGGGAAAGACAGCAAAACAAAAAUCUUUGAAAAAAAGAAGGCGCAGGAAACGUGGCUGCUCAAGUAAUACAGAUUUUGCCACUGAAGAAGACAAAAAGAAAGAUAAAAGCAAUGAAGUUGGCUGCUCAAGUAGUACAAAAAUUGCUGUUGGGGAAGAUAAAGAAACUAUUGAACAACAAGGUGGCAUCUUCCCAAAUGCUGAACCUCAGGUGGGUCCCUCAUCUGGCAGCAAUACCAAAGUGGGGUCAGGAAAGGUCAGGAGGCAGUCUUCACCUCAUCAUGCACAUCUUAGCCCUGUUUCACCUCAAACACACCCACCUGCUGGCCAGGGUCUGCCACUAGAGAGUAAAGAGAAAAAAGAGGUGCAGAGUAAAAGGAACCUUCAUAAAACUGUCAGGUUUCAAAUUGAUGAACAGCCUGAGGUAUUACAUCUUGUUGUACAUGAUGAAGAAGCAAUGGAAUCCUUGUCAGAAACUGUUUACAGAGAAACAGUUUUCAUAAAGGAAGAUGAAGUUGCAACAAAAGAAAAGUGCAUUCCCAAGAGAGAUGAAAAUUCAUGUAAGUUCUGUUUUGAUUUCCAGCCUCCCAUUCCAAAUGGAAAGGGGCUUAAAUUUGAAUACUUUUCUCCUGUUUGAUCUGAUUUAUUUUCAAUCAAACAGUUUUAUUGUAAGACUCCUUGGAACCUUGAGCUAUAAGCACUAAAUAAAAAUCAUAACUUUACAUUUUUUUAUUGUGAAUUACAACUAUUUUUGUUGAUUAUUGAUGUUAACUUUUUUGUUCAGCCUCAAGUGGAAGCCAGCUUCACUCAGAGUUGGCCAGUUAUGUUGAAGAGGAACUGAAGCUUGUUCAAGAUGAAUUAUUAUCUUCAGAAGAAGUCUGCUCAAAAGUUAAACUUGAAAUGCAGAGAGCUAUGUCAUCAGGUGGGUGAUCCAUUUCCAAAAUGAUAAAGUGAAAUACCUUGGAAUUUCAAAAAAACUUAUGUUAAGUUUUUUUCCCCACUAAGGAGUUAUAAAUCUUUUACUCCAGGAUCCUAUUGGUAAUUCUCUUUACUGUCUGCAGUACAAUUCUUAUGAUAUUAGAUCAGUAAAAUUGGUAUUGAAUGGACUAAUGCUAUUGUUUUGAUAUUGUAAGGAUAAAUUCUGUCGUGAUCAUUCUCAGGAGUGAAAGCAUUAAAAAUAUUAAAAAACAGCUAAUCCCCAAACUAGAGAUACUGCAAGUUUUUACACUUAUUUCAGGUGUUAAAAGCCAUGCUUAACUCACGCAGCCUAUACAAUGUAUUUGUUUACUUUUUGUCUGUAGACCAGAAAGAAGAGUUUGAAAGCUUAAACCAAGGCUGGCUUAUAUCGGAUAGCUUCCAUUCCAAAGUGAUGAAAAGAAAAGAUGACCUUCUUGCCCUGUAAGUAAUGAAGACUUGUUUUAGAAAAGAAAUAAACAUGUUCAUUAUGACCUAAAAUGUAGUCUUACAUUGUAAUCCAUGAUCCAAAAACUCUGCACAGGUGCCUAUAUAUGUUUACCAACUGCCUUUGAUAUGGAUAACUGAUCUAUCUAUCAUAUAUUGCUUAAUUAGUUCCUCUGGAUUCAUUUUUAUUUCAUACUAUUUUUGUUAAUAAUAAAAAAUGUGACCAAUGGAAUGAAUAAUGUUUGAUUUACAGAUCGAGAAGUUCCACUGUUUGUCCUUGUUAUUUAUUUGGGUUUUUCAGAGACUGUAGUGGUUCUGCUUAACUAAAGGUUGUAUUUAGCUUGAGGCAGAUUUGCUUGAUUUUCUGUUUUCCUUUCACCAAUAUAGUGACAAAGGAAAAAACAUUGAAAGUUGUCUUAACUUGCUGUGUUCAGAUUUGAGACGCCUUUCAGAAGUGGAAGGUAAGUAUUCAGUUGUUUCUCCUCCUUUUUCUCAGUUUAGUGUUAUUGGGACUGGUUUAGUGAGCCUUGAUUCUUAACCCUUUACACCCUAACAUCAUUCUGUAUAUAUAUAUAUAUAUAUAUAUAUAUAUAUAUAUAUAUAUAUAUAUAUAUAAACUCCAAACUGUUCUCUUUACAUUUCCUAAGGUGCUGAUAAGGUGAAUUUGUUUAACAACCUUGAGUUUCUUUACAUAGUGAUCAUUUCCUUUAUCCUUGUGAUAUUCUAAAGAGAAAUUAGAUGCUAUUCACUCUUCAGGGCCAAAGGCAUAAGCCAAAAUGUAGAUGAAGGAAACAAUGUUUUGUGUUUUGAUUUUAGGGUGGAGGAAAACAGAUGAGAACAAAGCUCAUGAAAAAAGAGUUGCUGGACUCAUUGCUGCAAUUCACCAGCAAAGCCUUCAUGCCUAA